Medioppia subpectinata is the source of this 711-nucleotide messenger RNA. The record is from the annotation of a GenBank genome assembly. NCBI's taxonomy places the organism in Eukaryota, Metazoa, Arthropoda, Arachnida, Sarcoptiformes, Oppiidae.
AUGAUGUCGUCCUCUUCGCUGUCGUCGCCGCCAUCGACGGUGUCGUCGAUCGUACGCUUCAAAGUGGCCAUCGAUGGCAGUGAUGGCCGUCAGCCGCGACCGCCGCCGAAGGCCACCCGGUUUUUGGCCAUUGAACCCAAAGACCGGUUGUUUGACUUCAAAGACCUCAAGACAUACAUCCGUCAGAGGCUCGCCAUCGACGACGACAUCGAUGUACUCAUCGACGAUAUCGUUGUCGACGACUAUCUCUCCGUACGGAUCAUCAAAUCGGACGAAGUGCUGGUCGUCCGCCGCCUCCGCGGUAGCCGUGAGUCAGUGUAUUGUCAGUCUUCGCCGCCUCCGUCUGGCCGUCGGUUCGUGUCUCCAAUGGCCUCAUUCACUCAAGACACCCGGCAUUCAAUUGGCUGUCAGACCGAAGAGCUCAAUGACGACCACUCGGCGCCCGCCAUAUCCAGUCCAUCCAUUUUGGUCACCAGUCGUUUGCAAAGAGCGCCGGGAAAUCGUGCCAAGAAGACAGUGAGAUGGGUGGCCAAUGGAUCACAUCAUAUGGACAACGAUUGGGACCAAUCUAUUGCUCAGAACGACAUCCCAUCCACUGUUGAAGACUAUAAUGGGAACAAUACUGAAGACAACAAUGAAGAGAACGGAUCCACGAGUGAUGGCUUGCAUGAGAGGCCUAAAAGAGCCCGCAAACCGACCGCGAGAUAUACA